Chelonia mydas (Green sea turtle) is the source of this 1395-nucleotide messenger RNA. Its product is annotated as olfactory receptor 5V1. Gene Ontology annotation, biological process: G protein-coupled receptor signaling pathway. Lineage: Eukaryota; Metazoa; Chordata; Testudines; Cheloniidae. The record is from RefSeq and is a predicted model, not a curated record. Gene Ontology annotation, molecular function: olfactory receptor activity; G protein-coupled receptor activity. The transcript has a single exon. Gene Ontology annotation, cellular component: membrane. Bases 4 to 945 code for a protein of 313 amino acids.
AUUAUGGAGAAAGCAGAAGUAAGAAAUCAAACGCCCAUUGUAGAAUUCAUCCUCUUAGGAUUUGGGAAUGUCCCUGAACUGCAGACCCUUCUCUUCCUCGUGUUUCUAGUGAUCUACAUUGUGACUGUCUCCGGAAACAUCCUCUUCGUUGCACUAGUUGUGGCUGAUCAGCAACUUCACAUCCCCAUGUACUUUUUACUGGGGAACCUGUCCUGCCUGGAGAUCUGCUACACCUCCACCAUCCUGCCCAGGCUGCUGGCCAGUCUCCUGACUGGGGACAGAACCAUUUCUGUUAAGGGCUGCAUUGUGCAAUUAUAUUUCUUUGGUAUCCUGACAAAUACAGAAAAUCUGCUGCUCACGGCAAUGUCUUAUGAUCGGUAUUUAGCGAUAUGCAAUCCACUCCGUUAUGCUGCUCUGAUGAAUGGCAGGGUUUGUUGGCAGCUUGUGGCAGGGGCCUGGAUAAGUAGCUUACUGCUCUGCACCAUAGUAAAUAUUUUCUUCUUCCAAUUAACAUUCUGUGAUUCCAAAGAAAUUGACCAUUUCUUUUGCGAUUUUUCACCCAUGAUAAAGCUGUCCUGUGUUGACACCCAGACUCUGGAACUGUUGACAUUUAUUAUCGCUGUCAUAGGGACAUUUGUGCCCUUUCUUCUGACUCUGACAUCCUACAUUUGUAUCAUCACCACCAUCCUGAGAAUCCCUUCCAGCAUCGGGAGGCAAAAGGCAUUUUCCACCUGUUCCUCUCACCUCAUUGUGCUUGCAAUUUUGUAUGUGACCGUAUUAACUGUCUAUGUAAUUCCAACAGCCAACACUCCCAAGGUCCUACAAAAAAUAUUCUCUGUCUUCUACACAGUCCUGACUCCUAUGAUCAACCCUGUCAUCUAUAGCCUGAGAAACAAGGAGGUCAAAGAGUCCCUAAGAAAAGCUAUUCUUAAACUAGUAUCUUAGUGAAACAGGCAUAGAAUGUAAAAGUAUCAAUUUUAGCAUAUAGUAAAUAGAGAUGAGGUGAUAUAGUUUCUUACUUGAGUCCUUGAUAGCAGGGUUACCCCUUUCUUUCUUUCUUUCUUUCUUUCUUUCUUUCUUUCUUUCUUUCUUUCUUUCUUUCUCUUCCUGUUACUCUGCUACUUUUUGAGCAUUCAUCUUUCAUACAUUUAAUAGACAUUUCUUUAUACAAAACUUCAUACUGUAAGAAACAUUUUUUAUAAAAAUUGGGCUUUUUUUCCAAACUCACUUUUCAGUAAAGCACUCUGGCUCAUUCAUCCAUACAUGAACACUAUGUCCAAAUUCUGCAAGAAGCUUACCAUCUUUUGGGUGGUUCUGGGUCUCUUCCACUCCCACUGAAGCCAAUGAAAGUCAUUCUCCACUUUUUAGGACCCUCCAUUUUCAUUUAUGCCUCUG